Molecule: messenger RNA, 1098 nt
Organism: Menidia menidia (Atlantic silverside)
Lineage: Eukaryota; Metazoa; Chordata; Actinopteri; Atheriniformes; Atherinopsidae
Source: the annotation of a GenBank genome assembly
AUGUGUGACGACGACGAGACCACCGCCCUGGUGUGCGACAACGGCUCCGGCUUGGUGAAGGCUGGCUUCGCUGGGGACGAUGCUCCCAGGGCCGGUGUGAUGGUCGGCAUGGGUCAGAAGGACUCCUACGUAGGCGACGAGGCCCAGAGCAAAAGGGGCAUCCUGACCCUGAAGUACCCCAUCGAGCACGGCAUCAUCACCAACUGGGACGACAUGGAGAAGAUCUGGCACCACACCUUCUACAACGAGCUGCGCGUGGCCCCCGAGGAGCACCCCACCCUGCUGACGGAGGCCCCGCUCAACCCCAAAGCCAACCGGGAGAAGAUGACGCAGAUCAUGUUCGAGACCUUCAAUGUACCCGCCAUGUACGUGGCCAUCCAGGCCGUGCUGUCCCUCUACGCCUCCGGCCGCACCACAGGUAUCGUGCUGGACUCUGGUGACGGGGUGACCCACAACGUGCCCAUCUACGAGGGCUACGCGCUUCCCCACGCCAUCAUGCGUCUGGACCUGGCCGGUCGGGAUCUGACCGACUACCUCAUGAAGAUCCUGACAGAGCGCGGCUACUCCUUUGUCACCACAGCCGAGCGUGAAAUCGUGCGCGACAUCAAGGAGAAGCUCUGCUACGUGGCUCUGGACUUCGAGAACGAGAUGGCCACCGCCGCCUCCUCCUCCUCCCUGGAGAAGAGCUACGAGCUGCCCGACGGCCAGGUCAUCACCAUCGGCAACGAGCGCUUCCGCUGCCCGGAGACGCUCUUCCAGCCCUCCUUCAUCGGGAUGGAGUCGGCCGGCAUCCACGAGACGGCCUACAACAGCAUCAUGAAGUGCGACAUCGACAUCCGGAAGGACUUGUACGCCAACAACGUGCUGUCCGGGGGCACCACCAUGUACCCGGGCAUCGCUGACCGCAUGCAGAAGGAGAUCACCGCUCUGGCUCCCAGCACCAUGAAGAUCAAGAUCAUCGCUCCCCCCGAGCGUAAAUAUUCCGUUUGGAUCGGCGGCUCCAUUCUGGCCUCCCUCUCCACCUUCCAGCAGAUGUGGAUCAGCAAACAGGAGUACGACGAGGCCGGCCCCAGCAUCGUCCACCGCAAGUGCUUCUAA